This is a messenger RNA of Mus pahari (shrew mouse), 2082 nucleotides long. RefSeq names its product TOX high mobility group box family member 2 (gene Tox2). Gene Ontology annotation, biological process: regulation of transcription by RNA polymerase II. NCBI's taxonomy places the organism in Eukaryota, Metazoa, Chordata, Mammalia, Rodentia, Muridae. Bases 167 to 1588 code for a protein of 473 amino acids. The transcript has 9 exons. Gene Ontology annotation, molecular function: chromatin DNA binding. The record is from RefSeq and is a predicted model, not a curated record. Gene Ontology annotation, cellular component: nucleus.
GCGUCCCCGGGUCUGUGCGUCGGUCGGGGUCAGGCUGGAGCCGAGCGAGGCUUUUCGUCACUCGGAGCCCGGAUUGAACAGCGCGCGUGGGUCUCCGGGCGGUCGGGACGUAGACGCGCGGGCUCCGCGGCGCUGCGUGUUUGAUGGUGACAGUGCCUACGUGGGGAUGAGUGACGGAAAUCCAGAGCUCCUGUCAACCAGCCAGACCUAUAACAGCCAGGGUGAGAGUAAUGAAGACUAUGAGAUUCCUCCUAUAACACCUCCCAAUCUCCCUGAGCCAUCCCUGCUGCACCUGGGGGACCACGAAGCCGGCUACCACUCGCUGUGUCACAGCCUUGGGCCCAACGGUCUGCUCCCUGCCUACUCAUACCAGGCCAUGGAUCUCCCAGCCAUCAUGGUGUCCAACAUGCUGGCCCAGGAUGGCCACCUGCUGUCAGGUCAGCUGCCCACGAUCCAGGAAAUGGUCCACUCGGAAGUGGCGGCGUAUGACUCAGGCCGGCCAGGGCCCCUGCUGGGCCGCCCAGCGAUGCUGGCCAGCCACAUGAGUGCCCUCAGCCAGUCUCAGCUCAUCUCCCAGAUGGGCAUCCGGAGUGGCAUUGCCCACGGCUCCCCAUCACCCCCAGGGAGCAAGUCAGCAACCCCCUCUCCAUCCAGUUCCACACAGGAGGAGGAAUCAGAUGCCCAUUUCAAGAUCUCGGGAGAGAAGAGACCCUCAGUGGACCCAGGCAAAAAGGCCAAGAAUCCAAAGAAGAAGAAGAAGAAGGACCCCAAUGAGCCACAGAAGCCAGUGUCAGCCUAUGCUCUCUUCUUCAGAGACACUCAGGCUGCCAUCAAGGGGCAGAAUCCCAGUGCCACCUUUGGAGAUGUGUCCAAAAUAGUGGCCUCCAUGUGGGACAGCCUGGGAGAAGAGCAGAAACAGGCGUAUAAGAGGAAGACCGAAGCUGCCAAGAAGGAGUACCUGAAAGCCUUGGCGGCUUACAGAGCUAGCCUCGUGUCCAAGAGCCCCCCGGACCAAGGCGAGGCCAAGAACGCUCAGGCAAACCCACCAGCCAAAAUGCUUCCACCCAAGCAGCCCAUGUAUGCCAUGCCCGGCCUGGCUUCCUUCCUGACACACUCCGACCUGCAGGCCUUCCGCAGCGGAGCCUCUCCUGCCAGCCUUGCCAGGACGCUGGGCUCCAAGGCCCUGCUGCCGGGCCUCAGCACGUCACCACCACCUCCCUCUUUCCCUCUCAGCCCCUCACUGCACCAGCAGCUGCCACUGCCCCCACAUGCACAGGGGGCCCUCCUCAGCCCGCCUCUCAGCAUGUCCCCAGCCCCGCAGCCUCCUGUCCUGCCUGCCUCCAUGGCACUCCAGGUGCAGCUGGCGAUGAGCCCCUCACCUCCAGGGCCACAGGACUUCCCACACAUCUCUGACUUCUCCGGUGGCUCUGGUUCCCGCUCACCUGGCCCGUCCAACCCUUCCAGCAGUGGAGACUGGGAUGGGACUUACCCCAGUGGGGAGCGUGGCCUCGGCACCUGCAGACUCUGCAGAGGCAGCCCACCGCCCACCACCAGCCCAAAGAACCUGCAGGAACCUUCUGCCCGCUGACCUGCUUGCUCCAGGGUAGCUGUGGACCCCGCUCCUUGGCCUGCACACAGUCCCCUGCGUCUGGACUUCUGGCCCCAGCCCAAGCUCACCGGGCUGCCCCCUUCGAGGUUGCUUAGCAACAGACACCCACCCCUGAUGCUGGGCCAGCCACAGGUGUGCUCUCAGUGUACACAAAGAUGCUGAAACUCGUUCUGUGGGUUCCGUGUAAGUAGUUCACUGUUUUAGAACUGUGCUGAAGACAUCUGUAAGAUUAUUUUGUGGGGAGAAAGAAAGUUUCCUUUAAGGUUAAAAAAAUUUUUAUAAGACCUUUGGCACAUUUUUUUUUUUAAGUUUUAUCUUAAGGGAGACAGUUGCACAAGCAACUGUCAAACUGAUUCUAAUCUGCACACAGAGAGAAUGGGAACUUUUAAGCCACACCCAGGGGCAUUCCUCCUUUUCUUCCUCCUCCUCCUCUUCUUCCCCUUCUUCUUCCCUUUCUUCCUCUUCCUCUUCCU